UCGAGUUUUUCUUCCCCGUUAUCAAAAAAAAACAGCCGACGAACAAGAACCCUAGAAAUUCAUCCUUCGCCUCCAAAUUUUGAUUCCUUAUCCAGAAACUAAUGACGGGAUAGAAGAUUCCCAAUGUAUGCUUUAUCCGUUCGUUUCCUUUAGCUCUCUCUCUCUCUCUCCGUUUCGUAUCGUCUAGAUUUCGUUUUCUCAGGGUUCUAGCGUUCGUUCACGCGUAUCAACAAGUCUCAGGCCAAUUCAAUACUGAAGAUGUCGUCAUCACCUUUUCCAAUCUUGGACAACCGCCCAAUUGACAAGUGGAAGGUUACGGAGCUGAAGGAAGAGCUUAAGAGACGGAGACUCACUACACAAGGCUUGAAGGUUGAAUUGGUUCGGCGUCUUGAUGACGCCCUUCGUGCUGAGCAACAAGAGUCUCAGAGUCUCAAUACUCCUGCUACUGUGGCAGCGAAUCAACAGGCUGAGAUUACUAAUGCAACUGGAGGCAACGUUACACCAGAUCGGAUGCAAACCACUCCAUCUGCAGCUGAGACAACUCCAGAACCAACUGUGGUCAAGACAACAACUGAAGCAUCGGCUGCGAUUGAGAUAACGCCACCUCCGGUGGUUUCUAAACCAGAGGUUAACGCUGGUGACCUUGAUGAUGUUAGAGAAGUAGCUGGUCUUGAUAGUUCAGUGGUUGAUGAUGCGAAGCUACAAGAGCCUGAGGUUGCAGAUGUGAAAGAUGGAGUGGGAUCUGGUGUGACUGCAACUGAUGCAAUAGUUGCUGAUGAGGCGUUUAAUAAGGCCCAACCUACAGAUUCGGAGCUUGAAAAAGCUGCUACGGACAACCAGGUAUCGGUUACAGGGUGUGAGGUAAAAUCUGAUUGUAUUUCUACUGAUUCUGUGCCAACUAAUGAAAAAAUGGAUAACGAAAUUGCUGCUGAUGAUGUCAAAUUAGAACAAAAUGUUAGUAAGUCCCAAGAGCCAUCAACAGUCAUUGGUGAAUCGCAUCCAAUGGAUGUCGAGAAGGUUUCUGUUGGAGGUGGAGAUGUUAGUGAUGCUGCUAAUGCAGCAGAUAUGACCAAAGGAAAUAAUAAUAAUAUCGAUGCAGGCGACUCAGAGAAGUUGAAUUUAGAUAGAAGUUCUGGUGAUGAGUCUAUGGAGGAUGAGCCUGAGUCCAAGCAAACCGAAUCAGUUACAUCUCAUCAAGUGGUGGAUAAGUCUGAGAAAAAUGAUAUUGUGGAUGCUGGGAAAGGGGAGGCCCUCGAGAAUAAAAGCCAUGCACUUGUUACUUCUGACAAAAGAAAGCUUCCUGGUAAUGAUCAAGAAGCUGUUGGAAACAAUGAGCCUGUGAAAAGGCAACGCCGAUGGAACUCUGGGAGUGUUAAAGUUCCUGAAGCACAGGCCACUAAUAGCGUGGCACCACCCACUACAACACCGAAGUCAACUGGUCUGAAGCGUGAUUUCUCCCGUUCUGACUCUUCGGUUAGUGAGGAUGGACCCAAGGAACGUGUGGUUCCUCCAUCAUCGAAGGAGCCUACGGAUUCACUCAGGAUUGAUCGUUUCCUUAGGCCGUUCACACUGAAAGCAGUUCAAGAGCUUCUGGGCAAAACUGGAAACGUCACUAGUUUCUGGAUGGACAGCAUUAAGACCCACUGCUAUGUAUCUUAUUCUUCAGUUGAAGAAGCGGCAGCAACAAGAGAAGCAGUGUAUAACCUCCAGUGGCCAACCAACGGAGGCCGCCUUCUGACAGCUGAAUUUGUUGGAUCAGAAGAAGUGAAGGCGAAACUGGAAUCUCCUCCUCAGGCUAAGCCUCCUCAGCCACAGGCUCAGGCUCCUUCUCGCCCACCAGCAACUACUUUGCCACCACCACCGCCUUUGGCAAAAGCACCUCCAGUCAUUGAACGUCUUCCUCCUCCACCUCCUCUAGUUGCUGAGGAACAAGAGGCUCCCAUAGUCACUCUGGACGAUCUUUUCAAGAAGACAAAAGCUAUCCCCAGGAUAUAUUACUUGCCCUUGUCAGAGGACCAAGUUGCAGCUAAACUUGCGGCUAACAACAAGUGAUCUUGGUUGCUUCUUGUGGUGAUUUCAUGUCAUUGUUUUCGUAGCAGGCUUCUUAGGGAAUUUAGCUCAGUGCGGACAAAAGUUGAGGACUUGGUUUGGCUAUUAUCUAGUGUUAGAACGCAGGAGAAGACUUUUAUGUUUUUUUACUAGACUUUUGCUUGGAACUUAUUUUGCUGGACCUCUUUGCUCUCCAUCUCCUUUUUUUUCUUUUCUUCUAUGGAGCUUUGAACUAUUGUUGGUUCAAUAAAUAAGUACUGAAAUACUAUCAAUCGUCAAGUAAAAUUCUCUCGUCAUAAA
Molecule: messenger RNA, 2349 nt
Organism: Brassica napus (rape)
Lineage: Eukaryota; Viridiplantae; Streptophyta; Magnoliopsida; Brassicales; Brassicaceae
Product: apoptotic chromatin condensation inducer in the nucleus-like
Exons: 6
Coding region: 259-2052 (597 amino acids)
Molecular function (GO): nucleic acid binding
Source: RefSeq, a predicted model, not a curated record